Linum tenue is the source of this 390-nucleotide messenger RNA. The record is from the annotation of a GenBank genome assembly. Lineage: Eukaryota; Viridiplantae; Streptophyta; Magnoliopsida; Malpighiales; Linaceae.
AUGGCGGCGGCGACGACGACGGAGUCGACACGCAUCGCGACGACGCAGCGCUGGCACUGGCCGUGGGGGGCCCGCACGAGGGUGACGGUAACGAACAAGGUCUCGGGAUGGAGACAACUGAAAGUGCACUGCAAAUCCGGGAACGACGAUCUCCACGUUCAUGUGUUGAAUCCAGGGGAGGGUUAUCGCUUCAAGUUCUGGCCGAACGUCCAAGGAACCACGCUGUUCUAUUGCUACUUUAAUUGGGGGGAGGGACUUCGCCAGUUCGAUAUCUACGAUUUUGACAGGGACUCGAAGCGCUGCAAGACGUGGUGCCCGUGGGACGUCAAGGAGACCGGGCCGUGUUUGAGCAACGGGGAAUUUACGUCUUGCUAUCAGUGGAAAAAAUAA